AUGACUUGGAGUGACUGGACUUCGAAAAUUGACGCCAAGAUUGCAGCAGGACCCGUGGGUCGCUACUUCCGCCUCGAUGGCUCAGGUCACCCCCGCGAGCGCAAGGGCUCUUACUUCUUCACCGAGAUCCGCGCCGGUCUAGCCACCUUCUUCGCCAUGGCUUACAUCAUCGCCGUCAACUCUUCCAUCGUCGCCGACACGGGCGGUCCCUGCGUGUGCGAGGCUACCACCGCCGAUCCCACCUGCGAUGCCAACGAUGAAUACCUCAUGUGUGUUCAGGCUGUUCGUCGUGACGCUGUCACUGCCACUGCCGCCAUCUCUGCCCUCGCCACAUUUUGCAUCGGUCUCUUUGCCAACAUGCCCGUCGGUCUUGCCCCUGGAAUGGGCCUGAACGCCUACUUUGCCUACACCGUCGUUGGAUACCACGGCACCGGUCCCGUUCCUUAUCAGGUUGCCUUGACGGCCAUCUUCGUCGAGGGCUGGAUCUUCUUUGCCCUGGCCAUCUUCGGAAUGCGACAGUGGCUUGCGCGCGCCAUCCCCGCCACCAUCAAGACGGCCACUGGUGUCGGUAUCGGGCUCUUCCUCACGCUCAUCGGUCUGACCUACAGCGAGGGUAUCGGCCUGAUCGUCGGUUCUCAGGACACGCCCACUGAGCUCGCUGGUUGCUCACCCGCUAACCAACUCGAGGAUGGGACGUGCCCAGACUGGGACAAGAUGCGCUACCCGUCUAUGUGGAUCGGCAUCUUCUGCGGCGGUAUCCUGACCGUCAUUCUCAUGAUGUACCGCGUCAAGGGUGCCAUCAUUAUUGGUGUCGCACUCGUCAGCAUCAUCUCGUGGCCUCGCGGCACCCCCGUCACCUACUUUCCGUACACGUCCGUAGGCAACGAGUCCUUCGACUUUUUCAAGAAAGUCGUCGACUUCCACGCCAUUUCCAAGACACUAAACGUCCAGGAGUGGGACGUCUCGGGUUACGGCGGGCAGUUCGGCCUCGCCCUCAUCACCUUCCUCUACGUUGACAUCCUCGACUGCACCGGUACCCUGUACGGUGUCGCCCGUUUCGCCGGCCUCAUAGACCCUGUUACCCAGGAUUUCGAGGGCUCUUCAGUCGCCUACAUGGUUGAUGCCAUCUCCAUCUCCAUCGGUGCCCUACUUGGUGUGCCCCCUGUCACUGCCUUUGUAGAGUCUGGUGCUGGAAUCUCCGAGGGUGGCAAGACGGGCCUUACGGCCAUGGUCACGGGCAUCUGCUUCUUCAUCUCCGUCUUCUUCGCCCCUAUCUUCGCAUCCAUCCCUCCCUGGGCCACCGGCUGCGUCCUCAUCAUCGUGGGCUCCAUGAUGGCCUCAGCUGUCAAGGACAUCAACUGGAGUUACAUGGGUGACGCCAUACCCGCCUUCCUCGCCAUCGCCCUCAUGCCCUUCUGUUACUCCAUUGCCGACGGUCUUAUUGCCUCUGUCUUCAGCUACAUGAUCAUCAACCUCACCAUUUGGGCCGUCAAGGUUCUCUCGGGUGGAAGGAUCCUUCCUCCAAACUACGACGAGAAGGAGCCCUGGACGUGGCGUCUUGCCGGCGGGUUUCUCCCCCCUUGGUUGGUCCGCCUGUCAAAGGGCAAGAAGGACUUUUGGAGGAGCGACGCGAACGUCUCAGAGAUCACUGAGCAAAAGACGGGAGAUUCGUAUGCCAACAGCGCCGAGGGCCAGCAGAAGCAGUCAGACAAGUCUACAGUCCCUGUCGCUGAUACGCAGAACAAGAAAACGGAUGAGGUUAUGUAA
Geosmithia morbida is the source of this 1767-nucleotide messenger RNA. RefSeq names its product putative MFS transporter, AGZA family, xanthine/uracil permease. Gene Ontology annotation, molecular function: purine nucleobase transmembrane transporter activity. The transcript has 3 exons. Gene Ontology annotation, biological process: transmembrane transport. NCBI's taxonomy places the organism in Eukaryota, Fungi, Ascomycota, Sordariomycetes, Hypocreales, Bionectriaceae. Bases 1 to 1767 code for a protein of 588 amino acids. The record is from RefSeq and is a predicted model, not a curated record. Gene Ontology annotation, cellular component: plasma membrane.